Molecule: messenger RNA, 2514 nt
Organism: Colletotrichum tamarilloi
Lineage: Eukaryota; Fungi; Ascomycota; Sordariomycetes; Glomerellales; Glomerellaceae
Product: thermostable beta-glucosidase B
Exons: 3
Coding region: 1-2514 (837 amino acids)
Biological process (GO): glucan catabolic process
Molecular function (GO): beta-glucosidase activity
Source: RefSeq, a predicted model, not a curated record
AUGGGUUCUCAGGUUGACGACAGAGAUUUCACGACUUUGCUGUCUGAGCUCACGCUUGAGGAGAAGAUCACUCUCCUCUCUGGCCGUGACUUUUCCACGGCAGCAGGCGUCGCUCGCUUGAACAUUCCUCCCAUCAGAGUAGCAGAUUCAAUCGCCGGCGUGCGCCCCUCAGGGAUCACAGCCGACCUCACGACAGCGUGCUUCCCCAACACAGCCUGCCUUGGAUCGACAUGGGACGCCGAGCUCCUCGGCCGCCUGGGCGAGCGCCUCGCUCACCAGGGCCGUGAGAAGAGCGCUCAGGUCGUCCUGGGCCCGACGAUCAACAUCCACCGAGACCCCCGCGCGGGACGCAACUUUGAGUGCUUCAGCGAGGACCCGUUGCUGUCUGGACAGUUGGCGGGUGCCAUCGUCAACGGUAUUCAGAGCCAGGGUCUCGGGGCCUGCCCCAAGCACUUUGUUUGCAACGAUUCGGAGACGCUGAGACACUUUUACGAUGUUGACGCGUCGCCCGAUAGCCGACCGCUGAGGGAGAUUUACAUUGCUGCUUGGCAGCACUUGUUGCGGACUUCAAACCCUACUGGUGUCAUGACUGCGUACAACAAAGUCGACGGCACAUUCUGCAGCGAACACGGUCCCCUCAUCGAAGGCGUCUUGAGAAAGGAGUGGGGUUUCGAGGGUAUUGUCAUGUCCGACUGGUUCGCCGUACACAACGUGGUCGAGCCCGUCAAGGCCGGUCUCGACCUCGAGAUGCCUUUCCCUGUAUUCAGAGGCAAGAGACUCGCCGAGGCCGUACGAUCGGGCCAAAUAACCGAGGCGGAGAUCGAUGCCAGGGCGCUCAAGAUGCUGGAGCUGCGAAACCGCACGCGGACCAGCUUCAGCGACGAGCCUGAAAGAUCCGAGAUUAACGAGGAGACGAACAAGAUCUCCAGGGAGCUCGCGGCGAGUGGCAUCAUCCUGCUCAAAAACGAUAACCAGGCCCUGCCCAUCAACCCCGCAGACAAGCCCAAGGUUGCCCUCAUUGGCGAGUUUGCUGGAUCUCCCGUUGUGACUGGCGGUGGAAGCGCGUCUUGCACGCCCCAGUACCGCCACUCGCCGUUCAAGGUCUUGAAGGAGGCCUUCUCUGGGGAAGAGAGCGUUCGCUACCACGCCGGUGUUCGCACACGCAGAGUCAUUCCCGUUGCUCCCACUGCGCAGCUCACAGCACAAGACGGACGCAACGGCGUCGACGUGAAGUACUACAACGACGACACCCCGGAGCCGAUCCUCACCGAGUUCCAGGAGAAGGCCAACGUCUGGAUGCUGGGCGAGUUCAAGGCCGGACUUAAGGUCCCUGGCUCUCGCUUCGAGCUUCUUACCAAGCUGACGCCCCAGACGACUGGCGAACACACUCUCGCGGUGCAGGCCACCGGAGAUUUCUCCCUUGUCGUUGACGGCAAGGAGAUUCUGUCUGGUCCUCAAAAGAAGAUUGCCACGGAGCAGUUCAUUUUCAACCACGUCAAGCUCGAGACGCGCGUGCAGCUGCAGAUGAACGCUGGUCAGGCUUACGACGUCAAGCUCGUCAACAAGUCCUGGGAUCACCUGGUCAAGGGCGAGCCCACUCCCUACGCGGCAUCAAUCGGCUUCGAGGAGCACCGCUCCGACGAGGCUGCCAUUGCCGAGGCUGUGGAACUCGCCAAGGCCUCAGAUGUGAGCAUCAUCUACGCCGGCCGCAACGAGCAAUACGAGUCGGAAGGCUACGAUCUGGAAGACAUCCGCAUUCCGGAAAACCAAGCGGCGUUGAUCAAGGCCGUCGCUGCCGUAUCAAAGAAGACCGUCCUGGUGCUGCACUGCGGCAACCCCAUCGACAUCAGCGCUGUCGUGGACGACGUUGACGCGGUGCUCAACGCCCACUUCCCCGGCCAGGAGGGCGCGCAGGCGACAGCGGAUAUCCUCACCGGCGCAACAAACCCCAGCGGACGCCUCGCGACGACGUGGUUCAAGUCGCUCGAGGAUGCCCCCACCUAUGGUGAUUUCCCCGCUACCAAGCAGGAGGACGGCACCCACAAGUUCCGUUAUGCUGAGGGAAUGGGCAUGGGAUACCGUCACGCUGAGGCGGCGAAGCGCUCCCGCUUCCCCUUUGGGUACGGCCUUUCAUACACCACCUUCAAGUACUCUGACCUCACGACGAGUGUGGCUGGGGCAGACAAGGACGCGAAGCUCAAGGUGUCUGUCAAGGUGACCAACUCGGGAAACCGCGCCGGAAAGGAGGUCGUACAGCUCUACGUUAACCCGGCAAAGGAGACGCCGGCCGCCGUCUGGCGACCGGAGCGCGAACUCAAGGCCUUCAAGAAGGUUCUCAUACAAUCUGGAGAAUCGGCAGUGGUGGAGCUUGAGGUCGACGCCAAGAUCGCGUGCAGCUACUGGGAUGAGGCGGAGAAGGCUUGGAGGCUGGAACGGGGGACAUAUGGCGUCCGGGUCGGAGAUCUCCAGGGUGAGUUCUCGAUCAGCGAGGGAACGACCUGGGGUGGGCUGUAA